Messenger RNA from Conger conger (European conger), 862 nucleotides. RefSeq names its product coiled-coil domain containing 92Ba (gene ccdc92ba). Lineage: Eukaryota; Metazoa; Chordata; Actinopteri; Anguilliformes; Congridae. The record is from RefSeq and is a predicted model, not a curated record. The transcript has 5 exons. The annotation marks the transcript as partial.
UUUUAUAUGAUUACGGUAUCCUUCAUCUAGGCUACGGAGUCAGAAGUGGGGCCGGGAGAACAGCUGGAUGCGGUCUCGGGUUUAGGGUAAAGCGCUGACCAUCAGUCCUCUCGGAUUUACACAUCUCACUGAAGAUCCUUUAAUUAAAAAACGGGCACGUGCUGCCAUGGAUACAAGCUGGCUGGCGCUGCAGGUGGAGAGUGUGGAUCGGAGCGUGGCGUUCCUGCGGCAGGAUCAGCUCACGCUGCUGGAGGGCCUCCAUCUGGAGAUACGAUCCCUGCAGAAACGCUGCACUGAGCUGACCUGUGAGCUGGAACUACAGCCCACACGACGCACCCUGGCAGAGGUGGAGGCGGAGGAGGAGGUCCUGCUGGGCCGGUGUGAGGAGGUACAGGUGCGGCUGGAGGAGGAGCAGUGGACGGUGGGGGAGCUGCAGCAGGAGCUGAGCCAGAAGGGGGCACUGGUGAGAGCCCUACGCUGCAGCCUGCGCGAGGAGGAGCGUCGCUUCCUGCAGGAGCUGCGGCUGCGCAGCCAGCAAGGCGCAGAGCUGCGCACACAGCUGCGCAUACAGACCGAGGCUGCGGCCUACCUGGCCCUGCAGCUGCACUCCGCUCGACACAACCUGCACCAGCAGCACCUGCAGUGGCCUCCGCAGGCCCCGCCCACAGCCCCUCAGGCCCCGCCCACCGCCCUGGAGGCCCCGCCCACAGCCCUGAGCCCACCCCCCGCCCCAGACCAGCGCCACUCCCUCCUCGCAGAGAGAGCCAGGGAGUGCGUUCCCCGUGAGAGAGUGACCGCCCCUGAGGACCCCACCCCCAUGCCAGACCCUGCCCUCUUCCUCCCCCCCCGCUGGAGCAGGCUC